Messenger RNA from Bactrocera tryoni, 1599 nucleotides. RefSeq names its product alkaline phosphatase-like. Lineage: Eukaryota; Metazoa; Arthropoda; Insecta; Diptera; Tephritidae. Gene Ontology annotation, biological process: dephosphorylation. The record is from RefSeq and is a predicted model, not a curated record. Gene Ontology annotation, molecular function: alkaline phosphatase activity. Bases 1 to 1599 code for a protein of 532 amino acids. The transcript has 4 exons.
AUGUUGCACGCCAGCAUCAGGGUGAGCACCGUUCUCGUCCUCGCGAUUGUGGGCGUGGUGCUAGCCAGUCAGCCGCCAACUGAUGUGCACGUACCGGAAGCAUUUUCGGGCAACAGUCGUAUCCUAUUUACCGGUUUAGGCAUGCCGCAAACCAAUGAGAAAGUGCCCAAAGAAGAACUCGAUCCGAAUUUUUGGCGCAAAUCGGCGAAUGAGGAGCUGCAGAAACGCCUAAGCAACAAGCUAAAUACUAACAAAGCCAAGAAUGUGAUCUUCUUUCUCGGUGAUGGCAUGCCACUGACCACAGUGGCUGCGGCACGUAUACUGAAGGGACAACGCGAAGGUAAACCGGGUGAGGAAUCGCAACUAAGCUUUGAAAAAUUCCCCUACACCGGCUUAAGCAGAACUUACUGUACUAACGCCCAAGUACCUGAUUCGGCAUGCACCUCGACCGCUUACCUCACAGGCGUUAAGACUAAUAUUCUUUUCUUGGGCGUUAGCCCAAAUGUCGACUUCAAUGACUGUAAAGCAUCCAUGGAUCCAGCUAAUGAUCUUACAUCACUCUACGAUUGGGCACAGGCAGCUGGUAAGUCUACAGGUUUCGUCACUACAACCACGUUGACACAUGCCAGUCCCAGUGGCGGUUAUGCGCACGUCUCGAAUCGUUUGUGGGAGUGCGAUACCGAUGUACGCACCUAUCUCGGCGACGAUUACACAUCGGAUUGCAUCGAUAUUGCCACACAGUUGGUUACUGAAGAACCGGGACGUAAAUUGGAUUUAUUAAUGGGUGGUGGUAUUGGUAAAUUUUUACCCAAAACCAUGAUCGAUCCAUUCGGUAAGCCCGGUGAACGUUCGGAUGGUAAGAAUUUGCUCUCCGAAUGGCAACGCCGUCACGAUGGUGGCGUCUUCGUCAGCAGUCGCAAACAGAUGAACGCUAUCAAUAUUGAAAAGACCACCAGCGUUUUGGGUAUCUUCCAAUCGACAUUGAUGAAUUAUCAUCAUCAUGCUACCGAAAGUGAGCCCACCUUGGCCGAAAUGACCGAAACGGCAAUCAAGUUUUUGCGUAAGAACGAUAAUGGUUACGUCGUAUUCAUUGAGGGUGGUCUCAUCGAUUAUGGUAAUCACGCAAAUAUGCCCGGCCUCAGUCUUGAUGAGACUUUAGAACUUUCAAAGGCUGUGGAGUUGGCGCGUAAUAUGACAGAUCCCGAAGAUACUCUCAUCGUUGUCACAGCGGAUCACGCCCAUCCACUCAGCAUCUCCGGUUAUCCAGAACGUGGCAAUGAUAUUUUAGGUUUGAAUAAUAUGGGUGUCGACUCCAAUGGCGUUAGCUAUGCUACUCUCAAUUAUGCUAUUGGUCCUGAACAAUACUUGGAUGAGCAUGGCAAUCGUAGAGAGUUGUACGGAGAAUUCGGCGGCGAUCCAGACUUUCUAUACCCAAGUUAUAUCAAGUCCUCGAUGGGCAAUCAUGCCGGUGAUGAUGUAGGUGUCUGGGCUUCCGGUCCACAUGCUCAUCUCUUCACUGGCCACUUGCAACAAAACACGCUUCCCCAUCUGAUGGCAUAUGCUGCCUGUAUCGGUGAUGGCGCUAAGUGCUGUGAUUAG